Aspergillus uvarum CBS 121591 is the source of this 426-nucleotide messenger RNA. Its product is annotated as GFA family protein. Lineage: Eukaryota; Fungi; Ascomycota; Eurotiomycetes; Eurotiales; Aspergillaceae. Gene Ontology annotation, molecular function: carbon-sulfur lyase activity. Bases 19 to 426 code for a protein of 135 amino acids. The record is from RefSeq and is a predicted model, not a curated record. The transcript has 3 exons.
AACACUGAACACUGAACAAUGACUUUCUCCGGCCAUUGCCUCUGCCGUGCAGUAACCUACAUCGUCGACACGGCCUCCCCUCUCGUGGUCUACUGCCACUGCGAUGACUGUCAGCGCAACACCGGGUCCACCUACGCCCUAAUCUUGACAGUUCCCAAGCAUACGGUGCAUAUCCAGGGUCCGCUUCGCACCUUCAGCAAUGUGGGCAGCUCAGGCCUUGCAGUGCAUCGCAGCUUCUGCGGGGUCUGUGGGAGCCCGAUAUCCGAUGUUGCAGAGAGUGCGCCCGAGGAGAUCUCCAUCAAGGGUGGCUCACUGGAACCGGAGUGCAAGAGAUGGUUGCAGCCGUCGGAAGAACUGUGGACGGCUAGUAAACUGUCCUUCUGUCAGGAACGGUUGCCACAGUCUCACUUGCAUAUGCCCGAAUGA